UCGGGAUGAUUCACUUCUGUCAACAUCUGACUUUUGAGUCAUCCCAAUUAAGAAUAUUUACUUAACGUUUAAUCUAAAUUUUUAAAAUUCCAAGUGGCUUAUCAAGUACAAAAUUGGCUAAUAUCAUAACUUCGGAUCAUUUCACUGGUGACUGAAAAAGUGAAAGCGAAAAAUUCUGAGUAGGUUAUCAAUUAAUCGACAAAAACAAUGAGUCGUGGCGAUGACUGCCUCCCUGCCGACCGACUGAAGGCCCUGAUCGACGAGGGGUCCUCCGUUUCCGUGAAUCCUGACACAAAAGCCAUCCAUUACAUCAGGUCAGGACGAGAACUCCUCCGCAUGGCGAAUAACUAUAUGGAGGAUGGCCAGCUCGACUUGGCCCUUGUUCUUUACACCAGAUACCUCACAAUAUUCCUCCAAAGACUUCGCGCUCACCCCGGUUUCAAAGAGGUUCCCCCCGCAGACAGGAAACUCAUUCAGACCAAUUGUUCUAAAAUCCUGCCCAAAGCGGAAGGUCUCAGAGUCACGUUACUCCAAAGAUUUCAAGAAGAGUAUGACGCCCAUCAGGCGAAUUUGGCGAAAGCGGCGGCGGCCGCCGCUGCGAAAAAAGAGGAAUCAUUAUCCCGUCCCCAAAAUAAUAGUAAUAACCGUAGCACAGACGAUACCCCUUGGGAAAACCCGUUUCGACACUAUAAUAACGUUACUCCGAGCGCUCCUAUUGUGUCGCCAACUCCGGCGUCUAAUUUAGCCUACACCGAUAUGAUGGCUGACCUCCGUAUCGAGCAAUCAGUUCCCGGAUCUGGCGUCACGGUUUCUCCACCAUCAUCCCAAAAUCAUCCAGGCUUUGACCGCACAACGAAGCCGAAUAGAUUCUUGUCCCCGAUGAAUUCUGGUCUUCGCGAGGUCGUGAUUCCGGGAGAUCUGAUUACUACCUUUUUACGCUGUGCGGACAAGAACACGGAGAACAAUGUGGAAACGUGUGGUUUUCUGACGGGGAGGAUUCUCCAAGGAAAGUUGGUCAUUACCGAUCUGAUAAUUCCGAAACAGGAUGGGACAUCCGAUUCUUGUCUAGCGAAAGGGGACGAAGAGUAUAUCAUGGUGCAGGACAGGUUGGAUUUGAUAACGUUUGGAUGGAUUCACACUCAUCCGAGCCAAACUGCGUUUUUGUCAUCUGUCGACAUGCACAGUCAAUUCUGUUAUCAGCAAAUGAUGCCGGAAGCGAUAGCAAUUGUUUGCUCGCCAAGGAAGAAUCAGGUGGGAACAUUCACCUUAUCACCGGAAGGAAUGGAAAUGAUUGGAAGUUGUCCCCACACGUCAGGAUUUCAUACACAUCCUCACACAUCGGUACCCCUCUUUAUCGACGCCGUGCACCACAUUUUUGAUAAGUCGAGACAAGUCAGCGUCCAUGAUUUGAGAUAUACGUAAAAUAAUGUGAUUUACAUAAUCUGUUAUCGAUUUCAAAUUCAACCCCCAGUUUUUCUGCGAGUGUUUUCUGAUUAAUAAUGAAGUAAUACAUAUACAUACUGAAUGUGAUGAUGAUUUAUUAUAGCUUAUGAGUGUAUAAUGUGAUAUUUAACUAAAUGGAAAUUAAAAUGUGUUGAUGCAAGUGCUAAAUUGAUGCAAUUUCGUUAUUUAUUUGUAAGGUAUUCAAAAUAAGUUUAAUUGAUCUGUGUGCCAAUAAUUAACUAAUUACUUAAAUAAUCCGUCUAAUAAAUUAUACUCAUGAAAUGAA
This is a messenger RNA of Folsomia candida, 1729 nucleotides long. Its product is annotated as STAM-binding protein-like A. The coding region runs from base 208 to 1422 and encodes 404 amino acids. NCBI's taxonomy places the organism in Eukaryota, Metazoa, Arthropoda, Collembola, Entomobryomorpha, Isotomidae. Gene Ontology annotation, biological process: protein K63-linked deubiquitination. Gene Ontology annotation, molecular function: K63-linked deubiquitinase activity; protein binding; metal-dependent deubiquitinase activity. The record is from RefSeq and is a predicted model, not a curated record. Gene Ontology annotation, cellular component: endosome; membrane. The transcript is spliced from 6 exons.